AUGCCAAUCCCAGCCUUCUCCACAGACAAGCGCCACAUUGCCAUUGCUGAGGUGGUCAUCUUCUCUCUCAUCCAAAUCAUCCAAUGUACCACCCGGUUUCUGCAGGAGUGGAAAUACUGGCAUCAUAACAAGCGAAAAUCCGUUCCUCGCUGUAUUUUCUACUCCUGGUAUGGCUUGAUCGGAUUAGUGGCACAACUUCGAAUUGCCGGGUCCGGAAUGGUGCUCUCAGGCUCCAAGGACAAGAAAGUGAUUAUGACAGAAGCAAUCCUGCAAGGAAUUGGCCUUUCGCCAUUAUUGUUUGAAGUGAGCCUCGUAAUGCUAAGGAGUGGACAAACAGGUAGAACCGGCCCUGGAAACUCCAGAUAUCCCAAGACCAUCCGCUUCCUACUCCAUUUCUUCCGAUUCCCCGUGUUCUUCGGUAUAGUCUUGAUUGUGGUGGGAGAGAGUGCCGCCGUCUAUGCAUGCAAAGUGGUUGGAUCUGUUUUGCUCGUUCUCAUCUUUGCGUUCGGAUGUGGACUGUUUGGCUGGAUAGCCGUGGCUUAUCGCUCCAUCCUCCCCAGAGCUGGCCACCGCUGCGUCCUGCUGGUCCUGGCGGCGCUUCCUUUCUUUGUUGUGAGGAUCGCGUAUAUGUUGUUGGCGCAGUAUGGGCCGCAAAGGUUCGACCCUGCUAAUGGCGAUGAGAGUGUUAUGGUUGGAAUGGGGUUAUUGAUGGAGAUUCUGAUUAUGAUUAUUUUGUUGUCGGCCCGGGCAGUGGCAGAGCCGAUUCGGGGAGGACUUGACAGUGAUGUUGAAGAGGCCCGGGCAUAG
This is a messenger RNA of Aspergillus nomiae NRRL 13137, 807 nucleotides long. RefSeq lists its product as uncharacterized. Bases 1 to 807 code for a protein of 268 amino acids. The record is from RefSeq and is a predicted model, not a curated record. Lineage: Eukaryota; Fungi; Ascomycota; Eurotiomycetes; Eurotiales; Aspergillaceae. The transcript has 3 exons.